AGUGAUCAACGGCACAGUGUGCGGAGCCAGAAAACUGUUCCCAUCAUAUCAGGGAACGCGCAUCACUUCUGCCAGCGGAUACGCGCAACCGAGCCGCAUCGCAGGCGCGCAUUUCCUCACAUUAGCCUGAGAUGAACACAUUGCCUUUCUCUGUGAGCACCUGCAACCUCUGAAAUAUCUGACAAACUCACGCGUCUACUUGCUUAAAUCCUGGUUUCCGGUACUUUAUCCUUUCUUGUUAAAGCAGAAGAUUGCUUAAAUCUAAGUACUCAGCUCUGGGAUGUUUGAACUAACCUCUGGAUUCCGACUUCUGCCUAUGAAAACAUCCCAGAAAUUUCCCAAGCCUUUACGAGCAACGCAAGGAAUAUGAAUUUCACCACAAGCUAUCAGAAAAAAGAGCUGCAGCUCACAAACACCUUGUUGCCUUUGAAUGGCUCUCACGAGGACGACUUCAUGAGCGAUGUUUUCCUCCACCGGAGUGGAGAGCUGGAGAGGCUUUUGCUGCUGACCAUCAAGGAGCCCACUACCAUCUCCCUCACAGUCAUGUAUUCGCUAUCAUUUGUGGUGGGCUUCAUUGGAAAUCUCAUGGCCAUUCGAAUGCUCACCUGCCAGAAAACGAAUAGGAUGCAGAGCAUCAGUGCCACCCGGACUUUACUCAUCAACUUGUCGGUGUGUGACCUGAUGGUGGUUUGCAUCUGCAUGCCCAUCACCCUCGGCCACACCAUUUACACCGCGUGGGUUUACGGAGACCUCCUGUGCAGAGCCGUCCCGUUCAUCCAGGCCGUGUCUGUUUCGGCCAGCGUUCUCAGUCUGACCGUCAUCAGCGUUAAUAGGUACUACAGCGUUCACAGUCCACUCAGUUCCCUUUCCUAUUUUACACAGAAAAAGAUCUACAUCACUAUCGUGUGCGUGUGGGUCCUGUCCUCUGCUAUCUGUGCGCCGCUACUCUUCAUGAUUAAGUUAGAUGAGAUCCACCUGAUCGACAUCAGCGUGCCCAUUUGCAGGGAGCUUUGGCCACAGGCGAGACUCAAACAGGCCUACAACGUGCUUCUUUUUGUGGCUCUCUACUGCAUACCUGUGACCUUCAACUUGAUCAUCAGCUUUUUGACCGGCAGGAAGCUCUGGAAGGCUUCUCAACAUUUCGCCGACUUUGACCCGCACAGUCAGGCCACGCACGCUUCACGCUUGAAGAUGCGCAAGAAGAUCGCCAAGGUGGUGGUCACUUUGGUCAUCCUGUUCGCUGUCUCCUGGCUACCGCUGUACGUGGCAGAUAUUGUUAUUGACCGAGAGGUUCAUCCGCCUCACUGGGUUUUGCAAGCUCGCCCUUUUGCCCAGUGGUUGGGGCUCACUAACUCCAGCCUCAAUCCCAUCUGCUAUUGCUUUUUAGGAGAUCUGUACCGUUCGGCCAGAGCAGUCCGGUCAAAGUAUCAUCAGAGGAUGCUCUCUGUCUUUAGGUCCUCCAGCUCUGUUAAACUGUCCAAUUUGUUCUCACUCAAAAGCCAGCGAUCCGUCCGGCGACACGGUGCCGUGAGCCAGGAGUCAGUGGAGACCCUGUCUGACUGGUGUCCCAAUAGCAGCCAAAUGGUUUCCCUCCAAAGUCUCUCAGAGCGAACUGUAUUUAAAAGCAAUACUGAAUUGUCUCAAUUGUAGUCGGGGUGCUUAUUAAGGACGCAGGAUGCACUUAAGUGUUGUUUAUUCAGUGUUGUGAAAUAGCGUGCACUUCAGGGCUGGCCAUAUGCCACACCACACUAGAAUAAUAGCAAAGUGCUUUGAUACAACAUUAGCAUAUAGAUUGUAUCUGUAUUCACUGUUUGCAGUUACAGGGCAUCAUGAUAAAGCAUUUUACAAGAAUAAUGGGUGUAAUUGGCUUGAUUUAAAAUUUGAGAUUGUAAAUAAAGAAGACUCCUUUGUGUAGAUAUAACUGAUUGUACAUAUUUGUACAUAAAUGCUUGGUUUAUGUAAAAGCAGAAUAAAAGCAUUUUGAUUGAUGAUGAGAAAAAACUGUACUGUGUAGUGAGAAAUAAAGGCAUGUAAA
Molecule: messenger RNA, 2035 nt
Organism: Paramisgurnus dabryanus
Lineage: Eukaryota; Metazoa; Chordata; Actinopteri; Cypriniformes; Cobitidae
Product: galanin receptor type 1
Biological process (GO): G protein-coupled receptor signaling pathway
Cellular component (GO): plasma membrane
Molecular function (GO): G protein-coupled receptor activity
Source: RefSeq, a predicted model, not a curated record